This is a messenger RNA of Musa acuminata AAA Group (dessert banana), 1787 nucleotides long. RefSeq lists its product as uncharacterized. Gene Ontology annotation, molecular function: catalytic activity. The coding region runs from base 92 to 1609 and encodes 505 amino acids. The record is from RefSeq and is a predicted model, not a curated record. NCBI's taxonomy places the organism in Eukaryota, Viridiplantae, Streptophyta, Magnoliopsida, Zingiberales, Musaceae. The transcript has 8 exons.
GCAGUGAUAAGGGUGAUGGUCUUCGUCAUAUCAUCUUACCCUCUUCCUGACCGACACUGCUUGACCGCACGCGAAAGUAUAUAUCGAGAUCAUGGGGCUUUCUUCCAUUCUUCUGUUGCAGGCUCCUCCAAUCCCUUCGCUUUCUUCCUCAACCCAUUUCUGCUGCCACUCUUCUUCUCUCCCACCGCCAUGUGCGAUCUCGAAGCUCCAAAGGCGGCCGCAGCUCUUCCCUUCCGCUUCGCCUCCAAGCCGCGGGUGGAACCUCUCGAGAAAGCGCUGCGCAUUGGCCGCUCGCGCUGCCGCCGGAGGCUCCGCGGCGGAGGCGCUCCGCAGGAUCCUGGAGUCUCCCGGGAUCCACCAGGGCCCCGCUUGCUUCGACGCGCUCAGCGGCAGGCUUGUUGAGAGGGCGGGAUUCCCGCUGUGUUUCAUGAGCGGUUUUUCAGUUUCAGCUGCUCGUCUGGGAUUGCCAGAUGUUGGUCUCAUAUCGUAUGGAGAAAUGGCUGACCAAGGACGUCAAAUUACCCAAGCGGUAUCGAUUCCUAUAAUUGGAGAUGGUGACAAUGGAUAUGGAAAUGCUAUGAAUGUCAAGAGAACAGUGAAAGGUUUCAUUCAAGUUGGUUUUGCAGGGAUAAUCAUUGAAGACCAGGUGUCUCCAAAAGCCUGUGGUCAUACACGUGGAAGAAAGGUGGUCUCAAGAGAGGAAGCAGUUAUGCACAUAAAAGCAGCUAUUGAUGCACGGAGGGAGAGUGGCUCUGAUAUUGUAAUAGUUGCACGGACUGAUUCUCGGCAAGCGGUAUCUUUAGAGGAAUCACUAAAGAGAUCAAGAGCUUUUGCUGAUGCAGGAGCUGAUGUUCUAUUCAUCGAUGCACUUGCUUCUAGAGAGGAGAUGAAGGCCUUCUGCGAGAUAUCACCUUUACUUCCAAAAAUGGCCAACAUGCUUGAAGGUGGGGGGAAAACUCCCAUACUGAACCCUGUUGAACUUGAGGAGAUUGGUUUCAAAAUUGUAAGCUAUCCGUUAUCUUUGAUUGGAGUAUCAAUCCGAGCAAUGGAGGAUGCUCUUGCUGCCAUAAAGAGUGGUCGUGUCCCUCCUCCUGGGAGCCUGCCAUCGUUUGAUGAAAUCAAGGACACACUGGGCUUUAAUGAUUAUUAUGAAGAAGAAAAGAGAUACAGCAUUAGUCCUUCUCAACCAUCAUAUCAAAGAGGCACAGUAUAUUCCCCUGGAAUAAGCAGUGUUUAUAAUACAAGGCUGACAACUGCAGAAAGACCUGAGCAAAGCCAAAGGGCAGAUGAUCCGAGUGACCCAGUUGUUGAAGUGGUAACUCCAUAUGUCUAUGAUAACUUCAAUUCAGGUGAUAGAAGUCGUCAGUCUGGAAUGUGGUCUCGUUCGCUGAGAUUGAAGAUUACUGGAAGGAAUGGACUUGAGAAACUCGAUGUCAGGAUCCCGGCUGGGUUCUUGGAAGGGAUGGCAGGAGUUAUACCAGGCUUGGGAGGUGUCAAUAUCAUGCAAAUGUUGGAGGAUGCGUCCAUCGAAGGUGGCCCUGAAAGUGGUAAAAUAUUGCUAGACUUCAAUGAUGCCAUGGGAGAUAGGAUUCAGGUGUUUGUGGAGUGAUGGCGCAUGAAUCUUUUAAUAGAACUGCAGUUGUCACCUUUCUUUGUUACCCAAUCGAAGUUGCUGUGCUCCCAGACUCUGUGAUGCCAAUUUUAUUUAGAGCAUCUGAAAGAUAAACAGAUUUGGAUGUUUAUUUUCUAGUAGAAUUAUUAUGAGUAAGACUUCCACUCAAACAGCA